CCAAACCCAUAUGGCAACCUACUCUAGUCGAGACAGAUGCUACGAACGGCAGGCCGGACAGCACGUCAAGUAGCACAGUCAGCGCAUCUCCUCCAAAAUAUACGAAUGGUGUCACCCUCUCAAAACUACCUCAUGGACAUCAAGCUUCUGUGGACAAUGACUUCCGACCGCAGUCUUUGGGAUCAUCUAUUUCCUCUCGCAAGUCGAUCCCAGCCUCUCCAGGUUCCUCUCCGACGUCAGCAACCCGUUCCUCUAACGCCUUUUCCGGACCAUCCUCUCCGUCUCGACCGAUGCCAAAUCGAGUUGCACAGCUCAGAGCAUGGAAGCGUGCUUCUGGUACAGUUGAUACGCGGGACGAACUAUUGAUGACUUUGCUGGCAAGUGAAGCUAUUGUCGAUAGCCGGGAUUUUGAUAUUCUAUAUUCUGAGGACGUUGAAGAGCUCAAGAAGGAAUAUCAAGUACUGGAGGCUCGUUUACAUGCAAUGCAGAAGAAACUGAAGCUCGAGACGAAGAUUCGCGAUGCAGCUGCUUCAUUAGUUAAAGUAAAUUCUCGCCAUAAGGCAGUGUCGAAACAGUCAACAGAACAGCUAGAGGUUGCGAAUCGCAAAGUGGAGUCCGCGCAGAAGGAGUUGUGGCAGCUCUCUGAGCGAACGAACGAGAUUAACAAGAAGCUUCUUGAGCACCGAGCUGGUGUCUUAAGUUUUGCGUUGCGAAGUCUGGAAACGAAGGUCGCUGGUGGGAAUGAAGAUUCAGGAUAUACCAUGUCGCUUCGGAGCACCCAGAUGAGCCCCACGUCUUCUGAAAUCAGUUAUUCUUCGUCAAAGACAAAGUUCGAUGGGGCACACCUCUUCGCGGGUCAUGAAAAUGCGCUACCACCAUUAUCACCCCGAAAAUUACCGUCCGCUGCGGAAGUUUCAAUCCUAGAUGAGAGAGUGAAGGAAGCGAAUAGCAAGCUGCAGGCCGCAACCGAGGCUCAGAACGAAGCGAGGCGAGAGGCAGCCAUGCUUAAGGUUGAAUUGGAGGGAUUAGAGACGUCUUUGGCGCUCGAGCUGCAGUCCGCAGAGGAAAAAGUGGCGACUAUGAGGUCCGAAGUGCAGAAGGUCGGCAUGCUAGAGUCUCAGUUACGGGGGUUGACUGCUGAACGGGAAUCGUGGACAAAAGAGAGGGAAGAAAAACAAUACGAGAUCGAUAGAUUGGAGCAGCGUCUAGAAAUGAUGCAAGAUAAGAGUAAUGAAGCUAUGGGCACUGAGCAACGCAUUGUGGAACUGGAGUCGGCGCUGGACGCUUUACAGAGUAUGAUGCACUCCCAUAGUCUAAAUUUACCCAACGAUACCCCUCCUGCUCGACGUGUCUCAUACCUCGGAACCUAUUUAGAGGAUGUUCAGUCAAGACUAAACGCCAACCUCAGACAAAGAGAGGAAUGGGAGGACCUUCGUCACAAGCUCGAGGAGGACCUCCGCGUCGGCCUUGACAGCCGCGAAUCGCUUUCUCGGGAACUCGAAGAGGCGCGGCGAGAGCGUGAGGGAUAUCAAGAGAAGAACCGCUCAUUAGAGGCACAACUAAGAGAACAGGCCCUGGUACCUCCGGGACCGAUGAAAAUAGUCUCUUAUGAGAAUGCUCCUGCGGACAUCCAGAAUUUUGUUCAAAUGCUCAAACCUGUAUGGAACGCUCUACCGUCUCCUGAACUGCGAGCGUCAAAGUUCGGACAUCGCACCAAACCCUCAUCCUCAGUGCCUGGUAGUCCGAACAUGUCGCUGUCGGAACUGGAUGUUCGGUUACUAAGAACACUGUAUGACGGUCGCCCAUCCUAUCAGACCGUUGACACGUCAAGCCAAUUCACGGUCGAAGCGUUUGCAGCACGAGUGCAAGCGUUAAUUGCAGAUGAUCGCGCAUUGAUUGAGCGGCUUGUCCGGUUUGCUCAGGCUCACGAACUGUUGAAGCAGAAUGCAGACCGAGCACAAAAGAUCGCUCAAGAAAGUAGCGUUGCUUUGGAAACGUAUCAGAAGCAGGUGAAGGCACUCGAAGAGCGUAAUAUGACGCUGCAAUCCAGUGUGAAUUCCUUGCAAAAUGAGAUCGUUGAACUACAAGGGGCAAUUGAGAAAGUCACGGAUGAGAAACGGGAGGUGGAAACACACGCUGCUGAACAAGCCGAGACGUGUCGGCAGCUCACGGAAGCCAACAACACGCUUAGCGCCCGAGCAUUAUCACUGGCUCAAGAAGCCGCGUCCGCACCCGAGGCUGUCCGAACUCAACUUGAGAAGCAGCUUGCAGAGUGUAGGUUAGAGCUGCAGAAGGCACAGGAUGAUAUCGACGCGAUGCGGUCUGCUGAGGCUUCCCAGAAUCUCGCGCUCAUGGACGAGCUAAACCAUAUGCAAGGCCAGAACGAAAACCUUCGCGCUCAACUUCGUGCUGUACAGGCAGGCAAGAAAUAGCUUCCUUUUUCAAUUUCUUCUAUCCUUCUUUUGAUGUCUGG
Molecule: messenger RNA, 2473 nt
Organism: Fomitiporia mediterranea MF3/22
Lineage: Eukaryota; Fungi; Basidiomycota; Agaricomycetes; Hymenochaetales; Hymenochaetaceae
Exons: 4
Coding region: 291-2432 (713 amino acids)
Source: RefSeq, a predicted model, not a curated record